ACUGCCUGCUGCUUUCUAGGAGAACUGAGGUACCUGGAUCAAAGCUGUCAAGCCCAUGCUGUACAGAAUGCAACAGCAACAGCAGCAACGUCGAAUGCUCACAGCUGCCCUCCUGGCACUUAUUUUCAUUCUGGCAGCUGUGAGUACCACUGAGGGCAAAAAAGAGAAACCAGAGAAAAAGGCAAAGAAAUCUGACUGUGGGGAAUGGCAGUGGAGUGUCUGUGUACCCACCAAUGGUGACUGUGGCCUGGGAACACGAGAGGGCACUCGCACUGGAGCUGAGUGCAAGCAAACCACCAAGACUCAGAAGUGUAAGAUUCCUUGCAACUGGAAAAAGCAAUUUGGAGCGGAAUGCAAAUACCAGUUCCAGGCCUGGGGAGAAUGUGACUUGAAUACAGCCUUGAAGACUCGAACUGGGAACCUAAAGAGAGCCCUCCAUAAUGCUGACUGCCAGAAAACUGUCACAAUCUCAAAGCCCUGUGGGAAGCUUACCAAACCUAAACCUCAAGAAUCCAAGAAGAAGAAAAAGGAAGGCAAGAAACAAGAGAAAAUGCUGGAUUAAUGGAACCAACUUGGGCAAUAUGAGAAAGAGGCAUCAGCAAACUGACCAGUUAACAGUUUCAUUUAUAUCUAGGCAUUGUAUCUUAAAUUUAUUUAUAGCUUAAUGGUAUCAUAGAAUGAAACAAACACAGACUUUUUUUUUUUAAUUACUUUAGUAUUUUUAAUGUAUAACCCUAACAACCAUUUUUAGAGGCCUAUAAUAAAGGGCUCCAAACUCAUUUAGAAAAUUAUGUCUAUUGUAUAUCAAACAAUAUAGACAUUUCAAAUGUAUUUUUUUCCCAAGUCUUGCCAUAGGUCUCAAUCUGAUAAUUACACCAUGCAAGCAGAAUCUGAAUCUCUGUGGCGCUCCACUGAGGCCAGUGGUGCUCUGUGUGAAUACAGUCUGUCUGGAUGCAAUUAUAUUUAAGACUGGGAUCUUGUAUCUAAAAAACCCAGACUUGUCUCUUAAGUUCUUAUUACAUCUGAAUAACUGUAUGAAUUUAAUUUGUCUAAGGAAAGGAUGGGGGCAUGUUAUUAAGUAUUUACAUGCAUAGAAUUUCUUUGGAUGAGUGGUGAAUCCAAAAUGCCACCAUCAUCAGGUAAAAAAUAGUGGCACAUCUAUC
Messenger RNA from Pogoniulus pusillus (Red-fronted tinkerbird), 1163 nucleotides. It is a transcript of the gene PTN, whose product is annotated as pleiotrophin. The record is from RefSeq and is a predicted model, not a curated record. Gene Ontology annotation, molecular function: growth factor activity. Gene Ontology annotation, cellular component: extracellular region. NCBI's taxonomy places the organism in Eukaryota, Metazoa, Chordata, Aves, Piciformes, Lybiidae.